UCUUGCAGUCAGCUGGGUUUGAAAGAGCGUAGACUCCUUCGCUAGACGCCGCUUCACUCACCACACAGACCAUGGGCAACUGCAUUAAUCUGGACAAGAAUCUAACCCAUACCCUGGAUUUUACAGAUUUGGAUUGGGAGGACCUGUUUGGCAACUUUACAGAGAAUUAUGGUGAAGGUGACGAUUACACCUGUACUGAACCAUGCCAAUACACAUAUUGCUCCGUCUUCAGCAGCAGUAUCCCAGCAUUCCUGGCGGUAGCCGGCACCCUGGGCUUACUCUGCAACAUGGCCCUUGUCAUAACUUUGGCCAAAUACCCGUUAUUUUGGGGCAAACGCCACGCCGGCAAAACCAAGAUCUUUCUGAUGGCAACGGCAGCUGCCGUCUUUGGUGCCGUCUUGCCAUUUCUCGCAGUGGAAAUGGGCCCGGGCCAGAUCUUUGGGGACAAUUUCUGCCCGGUGGCCCGUGCACUGAAAUACGGCUGCGUCUUUGCUCAGGGCCUUCUGGUGGCUGGCAGCGCGUGGAAAAUGUCCUGGCGCUUCCCUGGCUUGCUCUUGCCCAUUGUCCUCUGGCUCGUGGGGUUCCUCUGCGGGAUACCUGCCGGCAUCAGCAGCAGCACAGGUGAAUUCUGUAUCCCGAGCCAGGAAGUUGAGUUAUAUCCGUGGUCUCUGGCCCACACCAUCAUCUGCCUUGUUGUUUUUGUCAUCUUGCCAUUGGCGAUGAUUUUGGUCAAGGCGGUUCUCAAGUGGGAUGGAUAUAGCUCGCCUAUUGAUGUCACCUGGCUUUUUUACCUCUUCUGGGUACCGUAUGGGGUGGCUCUGAUCCUAGGCGAACUGCGGCAGAAGGACUUGGUUAUCUGCAUGUGUCAUUUCCAGGAACGUCUCGACUACUUCCUGGGGUUGUCAGAGGGCCUGGGCAUUCUUCAUUGUUGCCUCUGCCCCGUGUUGAUCUUGGGAUUCGGCUUCUGUCGCCAGAGGGACGUCCAAGCAGACAAAUGCUAAACUGGGGAUGCUUCUCACCCCUCUCAGCUUCCUAAAAUUGCCAGGGCUUGACAACCAUUUUGUGUGUGUGUAUCAACUGCUAUUUACGCAACCGGCCCCCGGAGACUAUCUUAGUAUGCCGUUGACAACCAAGCUCUUUGUACGGACUUUCCGCAAUCAGGCGCAGAAAACUAUCUUCGCACGCUGCGACGGGCCAAGCUGGACCUGUGCUAAAAAUGAAAACAAAAAAACUGAGUUCCGCAUUCAGACGAUGCAAAUUCCGCUGCCAGAAAUGAUGGAUUCUGCAACAAGAAUAAAGGAUGAUAAAAA
Messenger RNA from Elgaria multicarinata webbii, 1310 nucleotides. It is a transcript of the gene ACKR1, whose product is annotated as atypical chemokine receptor 1 (Duffy blood group). The record is from RefSeq and is a predicted model, not a curated record. Gene Ontology annotation, biological process: chemokine-mediated signaling pathway; inflammatory response. Gene Ontology annotation, molecular function: chemokine binding. Gene Ontology annotation, cellular component: membrane. NCBI's taxonomy places the organism in Eukaryota, Metazoa, Chordata, Lepidosauria, Squamata, Anguidae. The transcript is spliced from 2 exons. Bases 72 to 1001 code for a protein of 309 amino acids.